AUGGCAGCCAUGGCAACAUCGAUAGCUCUGUCAUGGCCAGUAUCCCUCAUAAGCGUUGGCAAUCUAAUGCCGCAGGCUAACCCGCAACGGAGAUCUCGACUACUGCGGUUUCUACAAGACCUGCGGAACCUGGAUGUGCCCAACUACACGGACUUGACAGAAGCCCUCAACUUCUACCAGGCUCGAGGGCCGCAGCAUUUAAAUGCUGGUAUGCACGCUUAUAUACAUUUCAAGGUCCUGGAUAUCCCAAAGUUGAACAAGCCUUUACCAAAAUCAAUGUAUAUAUAUAUUCCCGUACCCGACGCAAUGGACAUUUCUUUACCCUACGUUCCACUUUCAGUCAGCCCAUCGCACCCAAACAGCGGCGGCGAGCCAAAAUACCACUUCGUAUUCUUCAUAUACCGACACCGGCCCGAUAUGCAUCAUGACCCUGGCCUUGCAGCGAAUCGUGCUGACCCCUAUGUUAUUUACAUCAUGUCUUAA
Messenger RNA from Truncatella angustata, 483 nucleotides. RefSeq lists its product as uncharacterized. The transcript has a single exon. Lineage: Eukaryota; Fungi; Ascomycota; Sordariomycetes; Amphisphaeriales; Sporocadaceae. The record is from RefSeq and is a predicted model, not a curated record. The coding region runs from base 1 to 483 and encodes 160 amino acids.